Prunus avium (sweet cherry) is the source of this 2349-nucleotide messenger RNA. The record is from RefSeq and is a predicted model, not a curated record. Lineage: Eukaryota; Viridiplantae; Streptophyta; Magnoliopsida; Rosales; Rosaceae.
AAAAGCCCAUAUUGAAAUGCUCAACCCAGCACAAAGCAAACAAACAGGCACAAGUUAGGCCAGUGGCGGGAAAGUCGAUGGGCACAUGCAUUUUGAUCUUUCACCCAUGGUGACCUGAGAACUUCAUUUUCUGCCCCAAAUUCAAUUCAAAAUUUAACCAAAACCAACGCCGCUCGUCAUGAAACUCGCAAGACCCAUUAGGCGCCACUUCAGCACCUCCACAGCCAGCCAAAAAUCAGAGCGUGUGGCCAACAACAGACCAAUCUCCUUGACUCAAAUCAAAGAGCUUCAUGCACACCUUAUCAGAACCCAGCUCCACAAAGACCCGUCUUCGGUCUCAGAGGUUAUUAGAUAUUACGCACUAUCUCCUCUGUUUUUGGAGAAAGCCCUUUUAGUCUUCAAUCAAAUUGAGCAACCCACAUUGUUGAUUUGGAACCAUAUGAUCCGUGGACUAUCACAGAGUGGCCAAUUCAGUGAAGCAAUUCACGCGUAUAACCGUAUGUAUCGCCAAGGAUUGGCUGGGAAUCAUUUGACCUUUAUAUUCAUUUUCAAGGCUUGUGCUCGAGCUCCUGAUGUUGUACAUGGCCAAACGGUCCAUGCCCAUGCACUGAAACUUGGCUUUGAACCGUAUCUUUUUGUUUCGAAUGCCUUAAUUCACAUGUAUGCAUCUUGUGGUUAUUUGGGUUUUGCUCAGAAAGUGUUUGAUGGAAUGCGGGAAAGAGAUUUGGUCUCUUGGAAUUCUUUGAUAUGUGGAUAUAGUCAGUGCAACAGGUUUGAGAAUGUUUUGGGUCUUUUUAAGGCAAUGCAGGCAGCGAAUGUGAGGGCUGAUGCGGUCACAAUGAUGAAAGUUAUUUUGGCGUGUAAUUACUUGGGUGAAUGGGAAAUUGCAGACUCUAUGGUUAACUAUGUUGAAGAAAAUCAUGUUGACAUUGAUGUUUACUUGGGAAACACUAUGAUAGAUAUGUAUGGACGUCGUGGUUUGGUGAAUUUGGCUCGGGAAGUAUUUGAUCGGAUGCAUGAAAGAAACAUAGUUUCAUGGAAUUCCAUGAUCAAGGGAUAUGCAAAAGCGGGAAACUUUGUCAGUGCAAGAAAGCUUUUCAAUGAGAUGCCGAAGAGAAAUGUGGUCUCUUGGACUUCCAUGAUCACUGGUUACUCUCAAGCCAACCAACAUGCUGAGGCGGUGAGCCUUUUUGAAGAAAUGACGGGAGCUAAUGUGAGAGCAGAUGAAAUAACGGUGGCUAGUGUGCUUUCUGCUUGUGCGCAUGUGGGUUCGCUUGAUGUGGGAGAGGCUAUCCACCUCUACAUAAGGAAGCAUGGUGUGAAAGUAGAUAUCUAUGUAGGAAAUUCUUUGAUAGACAUGUAUUGCAAAUGUGGGGUGGCUGAGAAGGCAUUGGAGGUGUUUCAAUGGAUGGAAGAGAAAGACUCUGUGUCAUGGACUUCGGUAAUUUCAGGCCUUGCUGUGAAUGGUUUUGCAGAUUCUGCACUUGAACUCUUCUCGCGGAUGUUGAGAGAUGGUAUUCGACCAACUCAUGGAACGUUCGUCGGGAUUCUAUUAGCUUGCGCUCAUGCUGGAUUGGUAGAAAAAGGAUUGGAAUAUUUUGAAAGCAUGGAAAAGAUUCAUGGACUAAUGCCAGAAAUGAAACACUAUGGAUGUGUUGUGGAUCUGUUGAGCCGCUCUGGAGAGGUAGACAAGGCCUAUGAGUUCAUACAAAAUAUGCCUAUUGUUCCCGACGUUGUAGUGUGGAGGAUAUUGCUGAGUGCUUGUAAGGUUCAUGGAAAUGUGGCCCUAGCAGAAGUUGUCGGAAACAAGCUUCUUGAAUUGAAUCCUUCUAACAGCGGGAAUUAUGUUCUCUCAUCAAAUACUUAUGCAGCUUCAGAUAGAUGGGAAGAUGUUAUAAGAAUAAGAGAACUGAUGGAUGAGAGCAAUGUGCAGAAGCCAUUUGGCCGUAGUUCCAUUGAAAUAAAUGGCAAAUUGUCAAAUAACUCUCAGGAGCCAGGGCUCACUUGUAAGAAGAAUCGAUGAAUCUAUCUCAAAUUGAUCUUGGCAGACCAAUUCUUUUAGUGCGUGGGCUUAUAAAAUUGAACAGUAAGAAUUGCUCAUGUGACCCAGCUGGUCUUGGAACAGAGAGGACAAGUUGUGAUGCAUAGGAAGCAAUCAUCAUCUCAGUCUCAGAUGAAAAAUGGGCUGCUUCUAGAAUUGGGGUAAACCUUAAAACCUUCUGAUGAGAUGCAAGCUUUGCUGAUGUACAGAUCACCAUUAUAUACCUCUGUAACCUAGUAAAAUACACUGAAAAGAUUCACGACAAGAGGAGAUUCGAAUUUGGGAUCUUUUCAAUUCUGAAAAAAAAA